CAUCCGUUCACUGUUCUCAGCUAAAAAUUCUACGGCAACCUGAAAAAAUAAAAUAAAAAUAAAAAUAAAAAUAAAAUAAAAAAUCGUAAAAGAAAUCCCGUCGGCUAUUAUUCUAAUACGCAAUCAUAAUUCUAGGGUUUCUGAAGCGACGGCAUGUCGGUAUAAAACGAGAAUUUAGGGCAAAUAAUUCUUUCUUUUUGGAGAAUGAUCGAAGCUGAGAUCCAAUCGAAUAUCGCGUAGGUAGGAGCUUGAUCUGAUCAGCUUGCGAUGGGAUCCCGAACUUCGAAGCUGAGAGCUUGCUGCUGGGGUUCUCAGUUCAAUUCGACUGUUCUAGAAGCUCCGGAUGCUGAGAGCGAGGAGAAAGGGGAUGGAGGAUACAAUCUGCCGCAGUUUCAGGAGUACAGUUUUGAGCAGCUGAGGCUGGCGACGUCGGGAUUCGCGGCGGAGAAUAUAGUGUCGGAGCACGGGGAGAAGGCGCCGAAUGUUGUUUAUAAGGGGAAGCUUGAUGCUCAGAGGAAGAUUGCGGUGAAGAGGUUUAAUAGAUCGGCGUGGCCUGAUCCUCGACAGUUCUUGGAAGAAGCAAAAUCUGUAGGUCAGCUUCGGAGCAAUAGAUUGGUGAAUUUGCUUGGUUGUUGUUGUGAAGGUGAAGAGAGGCUGCUAGUGGCAGAAUACAUGCCUAAUGACACUCUUGCAAAGCACCUUUUUCACUGGGAAACACAACCCAUGAAAUGGCCAAUGCGAUUGAGGGUGGUACUUUAUCUGGCUGAAGCAUUAGAAUACUGCACUAGCAAGGGGCGUGCUCUUUAUCAUGAUCUCAAUGCUUAUAGAGUUCUAUUUGACGAAGACUGCAAUCCUAGGCUUUCAUGCUUUGGACUGAUGAAGAAUAGUCGGGAUGGUAAAAGUUAUAGCACAAAUUUGGCAUUCACACCGCCGGAGUAUUUGAGAACAGGAAGAGUUACACCUGAAAGUGUGAUAUAUAGCUUUGGUACACUGUUACUUGAUGUGCUCAGUGGCAAACAUAUCCCUCCUAGCCACGCUCUUGACUUGAUAAAAGAUCGCAAUUUUCAUAUGCUAACAGAUUCCUGUUUGGAAGGUCAGUUUUCGAAUGAGGACGGGACAGAAUUAGUUCGCUUAGCUUCUCGGUGUUUACAAUACGAGCAGCGAGAGCGACCCAAUGUAAAGUCCUUAGUUCUUGCGUUGACUCCUCUUCAAAAGGAGAAUGAGGACCUAGCAACUGGGAUGAAGAUUGGUUCGGGGCAUGAGAGAGGAGGUAUGUACUAUUUGGACGACAGUGUGCCAGAAGCUGGCCUUGUUGCAUCACAGUCUGACUCCACUUUAUUAUGGCACUGGUGUCUGGGUCAUCCUUCACUACAAAAACUUAGAUCGGUCCCUUCAUAUGUCUUAAUGGAUAUGCCACAUGGAGGUGCUUCCUCAUUAGAGUCACUCUCUCUUUCUCCACUAGGUGAUGCUUGCUUCAGAAUGGAUUUGACAGCAAUUCAUGAGAUUCUAGAAAAUACUGGUUAUAAAGAUGAUGAGGGAACCACAAAUGAGCUGUCCUUUCAGAUGUGGACCAAUCAAAUGCAAGAGACAUUGAACUCAAAGAAAAAGGGUGAUGCUGCUUUUCGACAUAAAGAUUUUAGUACAGCAAUUGACUGCUAUUCACAGUUCAUUGAUGUUGGAACCAUGGUCUCUCCAACUGUUUUUGCGCGUCGUUGCCUGUCUUAUCUGAUGAGUGACAUGCCCCAGCAAGCUCUUAAUGACGCAACUCAGGCUCUAGUGAUAUCUCCAACAUGGCCAACUGCAUUUUAUCUUCAGGCUGCUGCCCUUUUCUCCCUAGGACUGGAAAAUGAAGCUCGGGAAGCUUUGAAAGAUGGCUCAUCCCUUGAAGCUAAAAAGAAGUGAUGGGUGGAUCCUGAUGUUUGGCGACCUAGAAACACAAAAUUUGAGGUUUUAGGCACAACUCUUCAGGUGACGGGGGUUCUCGUAAUCUCGGUAAAUAUUUGACUCGCCCCUCCAUAUUGUAUCAUUGUGUGUAUAUAUGGAAGCAGCGACCGAAGCUUGGGUACACAUCCUUGAAAGAAACAAACGCGAAGUAAUAAGUCCUCAGUUGGCAAGCAAAAUAGGAAGGACACCAUUCUUUCGUGCUGAAAUGUGGAAUAUUGCUGUUUUUAUGACAGGUUGCAGUGUAUAUGUUUGUUUCUUAUGGUGAAUUAUGUGGUUUUUGCAGCAGUUGUGAUGAUUUUAUUUUGUGGGUGGUUUUUCUUCUUUCUUGUAAGCUUCUUGUAUCAAACUUUUUCUUAUUUUCAUUUCAAUAGUUGUUUAUUUGGAGAUAUGUUCA
Molecule: messenger RNA, 2338 nt
Organism: Asparagus officinalis (garden asparagus)
Lineage: Eukaryota; Viridiplantae; Streptophyta; Magnoliopsida; Asparagales; Asparagaceae
Product: probable serine/threonine-protein kinase BSK3
Exons: 13
Coding region: 268-1902 (544 amino acids)
Biological process (GO): brassinosteroid mediated signaling pathway; protein phosphorylation
Molecular function (GO): protein kinase activity; protein binding; ATP binding
Source: RefSeq, a predicted model, not a curated record